Molecule: messenger RNA, 770 nt
Organism: Lacerta agilis (Sand lizard)
Lineage: Eukaryota; Metazoa; Chordata; Lepidosauria; Squamata; Lacertidae
Gene: SIVA1
Product: SIVA1 apoptosis inducing factor
Exons: 4
Coding region: 52-576 (174 amino acids)
Biological process (GO): extrinsic apoptotic signaling pathway
Molecular function (GO): CD27 receptor binding
Source: RefSeq, a predicted model, not a curated record
CUUCUUUUGGUUCCGCCGGCCUCCUUCGGUGCGUGACGUGAGGGGAAGGGGAUGCCGAAGCGCUCCUGCCCGUUCGGGGACUCUUCUCCGGUGCAGCUGAAGACCCGCGUGAGGCUGAGGGAACUGAGCCAGGGUGUCCAGGGCGAGCGCUACCGGCGCGAGGUCUUCGAGAAAACAAAACAGCUGCUCUUCCGGGGUGCCCAGGCAUACAUGGAUAACACAUGGAAUGGCAGCACGGCGGGAGCACAGUCACCAGAGCUGCUUGCAGGCAGACCAGAAGCUUGCUCUCGGCUUAGUUGCAGCGGACAAAUGUUAAUUGGGCAGGAUGGAAAACUUCUACAGCCAUGUGCAAGAGAAACAGCUCUGCCAGAAUGCGUUUCCACAGCCUGCUCCUCGUGCGUAAGAACAGUUGACGUCAAAGAAACUUGCUCUCAGUGCGAUCGGCACAUAUGCCAGAAUUGCAGCAAACUCUGCAGCUGUUGCCAUGUAGUUGCUUGCUCCUUGUGUUCUGUUACAGAGUCCAACGAUGUUGGCGAGCGAAUACUUUGCAAUGGCUGCUCCAUGUUUGAGGACUAAAACGCUUGAAAUGACAGUACUAAGUUUUAAGGACAUAAUUAUCUCCAGGAUCUGUAAAGGAACUUGUUUGUUUAAAUAGCUGGACAAUUCCCGCCCCACCUUCCGUCUUGCUACUGUGACGUUGGGGUGCCACUUUAUAAAUAGUGUAUAUUUCUAUAACUGUAAUUUUAAUAGAAUAAACUUUUUAUAUUAUC